AUGUCGUUCAUCAAUAUCUGCCGUGACAACACCGAUGUGUUCUACCGUUACAAGAUGCCUCCUAUUCAAUCCAAGAUUGAAGGUAGAGGUAACGGUAUCAAAACCCUUAUUGUCAACUUGACUGAUGUUGCCAAAGCUUUGGCCCGUCCUCCUUCAUACCUCGUCAAAUACUUUGGUUUUGAAUUGGGUGCCCAGACUUCCAUGAGUGAAUCUACCGACCGUUAUUUGGUUAAUGGGCAACACGAUUCUGCUAAGUUGCAAGACACUUUGGACGGGUUCAUUUCCAAGUUUGUCCUCUGUGCCUCUUGUAAGAACCCGGAAACAGACAUUAUUGUGAAAAAGGGGGAUAUUCUUAUUAGAGAAUGUAAAGCUUGUGGUAAGAUCACCGAUAUUGAUCCAAGAUCCAAGUUGAGCUCUUACAUUAUCAAGAAUCCACCAAAGAAGAUUGCCAAAGGUACUGCCGCCGCUAACGUUGGGGGAUCAACCAUAUCAGACUUGGUCGAUGACAACAAGAAGGAAACCAAGGGAGAAGCUGUUGAAGGCCAAGAUGAAAUCGAAGCCGAAGCCUCUGCUUUGUUGAAGAAAAAAGUUGACUUGAAAGAUGACGACUGGUCGGUUGACAUGUCGGCAGAAGCUAUUGCUGAAAGAGCUAAGAAAUUAUCACUUGAAGAUGGUAGUGCUGCCGUCUCUACCAACGCUAAAUACGAACAAUUUGGUGAAUGGCUUGUCAGCUUUGGUGAUGAUAAGUCUAAAUUACCUUCUGACGUUGAAAUUUUCAAGAAGAUGAGUGAAUUGAAGAUUGACCAUGAUGAAGAAACCUGUCAAAUUCUUGGUCAAGUUUUGUUUGACGACAAUAUUGUGGAAGAAAUUAAGAAACACGAACAAUUUUUGGAUAAACUUCUUGAGACUGAAGAUCAUGAAAAGGCCUUCCUUGGGGGUAUUGAAAGAUUGUUAGGGUUGGAAAAACCAGCCUUGAUUGCCAAAAUGCCAAAGAUUUUGUAUGAAUUAUAUGAUGCCGACUUGGUUAGCGAAGAAGCAAUCAAGAAAUUCGGUACUACUGUCUCUAAGAAAUACGUUGGUGACAAAAAAGUCUCUAAGAAGGUCAGAAAGGCUGCCAAACCAUUCUUGAAAUGGUUGGAAACCGCUGAUGAAGAAUCAUCUGAUGAAGAAGAUGACGAAUAA
Saccharomycopsis crataegensis is the source of this 1182-nucleotide messenger RNA. It is a transcript of the gene TIF5, whose product is annotated as translation initiation factor eIF5. Gene Ontology annotation, cellular component: cytosol. The record is from RefSeq and is a predicted model, not a curated record. The transcript has a single exon. Lineage: Eukaryota; Fungi; Ascomycota; Saccharomycetes; Ascoideales; Saccharomycopsidaceae. Gene Ontology annotation, molecular function: translation initiation factor activity; GDP-dissociation inhibitor activity; eukaryotic initiation factor eIF2 binding. Gene Ontology annotation, biological process: formation of translation preinitiation complex; formation of cytoplasmic translation initiation complex; translational initiation. Bases 1 to 1182 code for a protein of 393 amino acids.